AUGUUUUGCUGCAGCCAAGUGCUUCUCCUGGUCGCCCUCGCCUGGCCUUUCCGCGGUGUCGCGUGCCAAAGCGAUAACUUAGGUCUCAGAAAUGGGUACAUCACCGUCAAGACACCGAAUUUCAAUGCCAAGAUCGUUCGCGAUGCCCAGGUGCUUGCGUCGCUAACCCCGGCGGGGGAUUCAUUCGACUUCCUGCCGUUCGAUUUGAUAUCGGCUCGGGCUGGAAAUGGCCAGUAUCAUUGGGGUGAUAUUACCUUCCGCUACCGCCAAGGUGGUGAGGGCCCCUGGAUCAACGGAGACUCUGCGGCCUCCCGUAAGGUUGUCACCUCUUACAAGGUCGGAGCAGGAGUUCUCGCUUCAUCAAAUUUGACCCCGACACUUCCCAGUGCGGGUCCUUUAAAUGUGACCCGCGAAUGGCUCGAUGUCUCCGGUGACCUGGGUUUACGAUUUACGAUCGAGAACUCGGGAACUUCUCCGGUCGAACUAGGCAGCUUGGGAUUUCCGGCCGAGUUCAACAGUAUUUUUACAAACCGAGCCGCGGCCGAUACGCAGCGUCUAUGUUCGUUAUCUGAUCCCUACGUCGGCAUGCAUGCGGGAUAUAUCCGCGUCAACCCCGUACGGGGAACCGGAGCUGCGCUCGUUGUGACGCCCCUGGGAGAUACUCCGUUAGAAGCCUACCGUAAUCUAGCUGAGCCGUCUUAUCAAGCUACAGCCUACGGCAGUCAGACUUUCGAGGGCUUUUACGAGUGGCAAGUCCUGAGCCGGGCAUGGGCCGAAAAGGAGUGGGCGGGUGUGCAACCGUGGAACGUGCCUUCAUCGAAGAUCCUGCAGCCUGGUGAAAAACUACAGUUUGGAGUUCGCUUUUCUGUCGCUAAAGGUGGUGUUCGUGACAUUGAUGAAACUGUCCGAAAAACAGGUACCCCCGUGGCUUUUGGUGUCCCCGGGUAUAUCAUCCCAAGGGGAUCCAUGUCGCAACUUUUCUUAAGGGCUGAUUCAAAUCCCAUAUCUUUCUCCAGCGAACCUGUAGAGUCCUUGGCGUUCAGCCAGCUUUCUGCGGACUCGUACGGCAUCGCGCCGUCGCCAACCUUUUGGGGUCGCUCUAGGCUGACCAUUGACUAUGAAGAUGGAAAGACUCAAACAAUUCAUUACUUUGUUACCAAGUCUAGUGCGGAAGCUAUUGGGGACCUAGGGAGGUUUCUUACUACGGAGCAGUGGUUCAACGACACCGCUGACCCUUUCGGUCGUGCUCCGUCGGUUAUGAGUUAUGACUACGAGACUCGUUCUCUAGUGACGCAGGACCCACGGGUUUGGAUAGCCGGACUUAGCGAUGAAGGAGGCGUGGGUGCGUAUCUCGCUGCGAUGAUUAAGCAAGUCAUCCAACCGGACGCCGAAGAAGUUUCGAAGCUAGAAAUGUUCAUUAAUAGUGUUCUGUGGGGAACUAUCCAGACAAAAGAUUUUGGUGUUAGGAAGAGUGUCUUCUAUUACGAACCAUCAGCUGUUCCGAAAUACGCUUACAACUCUGCUAUCGACUGGUCCAGCUGGACGUCAUGGAACAAGGAGGCGGCGUACGCAAUCGAUCGAGCCUACGACUACGUUCAUGUUGCAGCAGCCUACUGGUCAUUGUACAGAGUGUCACGGGCCUAUCCCGAGUUAGCAAAGAGUCACGAUUGGAAAUGGUAUAUCAACCAGGCCUACAGCACCGUUAUGCGCGGAAUGCAGUCAGAUGUUGGAUAUAACAGGCUCGGGUUAAUGGGCGAGACGGUCUUCGGAGAGAUCCUUACCGAUCUUACUCGAGAGGGACUCGCAACGCAAGUCGAUGCACUAACAAAAUCUAUGAGAUCGAGGGCUGCGCAGUGGGACUCAGAGGAGGUCCCCUACGGGAGCGAGAUGGCCUGGGACUCCACCGGCCAAGAAGGCGUCUACUACUGGGCGAAAUACUUCGGCUUUUCAAACACAGCAACCAAAACAGUAAACAGCGUCCUCGGCUACACGCCCACGGUCCCCCAUUGGGGCUGGAACGGGAACGCCCGCAGGUACUGGGACAACAUCUACGGCGGCAAGCUCAAGCGCAUCGAGCGGCAGAUCCACCACUACGGCUCCGGCCUCAACUCCCUAGUGCUCCUGUCCGCCUUCCGCAGCGACCCCUCGGACACGUACCUCCUGCAAGCCGGCUACGGCGGCUCCAGCGGCCCCCUAUCCAACAUCAACGAAGCCGGCUUCGCGUCCGCGUCUUUCCACUCGUGGCCCGACACUCUGAAAUGGGACGGUUACAGCGGGGACUACGGCCCCGGGUUUCUGGGACUGGUCCUGGGCUCCGGCACGUACGUCGCGCAGCACGCUACCUUCGGACUUCUCGCGUACGGCGGCGUCCUGUCCCAUGCCGAGAGCGGCAAAGUCGUCGUGCAGCCUAACGGUCCCAUGACUCGUCGUAUUUUCAUUGGGCCGCUUGGCGUGGCUAUAAACGCGGAUGCGGGAAGCAUAAGUAGUUUCAGCUACGAUGCUUCUUCCGGUGGCAUUUCCGUCGCCCUCGCACAACUUACCGGUACCGGUGCGCCGAAGACGGCCGCCGCGGUCCUGUGGGUCGAUCGGAGUGGGGACCCGAGCGCUUACCGUGUGUUGAGUCCCGAGGCGACGCAGGAGCGCGCGGGCUGGCGGAUCUCGCUGGCAGAUAGUGGUGAUGUGGUUGUUGAGUUGGUAAGGAGCUGA
Molecule: messenger RNA, 2706 nt
Organism: Daldinia caldariorum
Lineage: Eukaryota; Fungi; Ascomycota; Sordariomycetes; Xylariales; Hypoxylaceae
Exons: 2
Coding region: 1-2706 (901 amino acids)
Source: RefSeq, a predicted model, not a curated record